AUGAAGAGUAACAAAGUUGCUCAGAAAACUACGCCUCUUGCAGGGUCUGCCAAGUAUAAUAACUUUUUAGUAACGUUUAAUGUCGCACAUCGACUAAAAUAUUUAAUUGAUACAGAAAUAUUAUUCGGAGUUAAUCGUAUAUAUUUACUUGACUGUAGCAAAGCUAAGUUCUGGACAACCCAAUUGUACAUACCGUUUUUACUGGCUGUAAUAAUUUACUUGCUUAUAUUUACUAGCUCGUACAGUGCAACUUAUAAUGUGGUUAGAAAUACAUCUUAUGUGGAGUGUGUACUAUUAUCUAUUAGUGCAACGUACUUACAAAGAAAAAAGUUGUCAGAUUAUUUUAAAAAUAUGAGUACAUUCGACGAAAAUUUUCAUUUAAUUAAUCAAUUGAUUUCUCCUAACCCUAAAAAAUCUUUUAUUUGUGUUGGGGUUAUUAUUAUUAGUGUAAUUGUGGAGUUCCUUGCUCUCGCUUCUUUUGGAACCGAAGAUUUAAUUUUUUCUGUAUACGUUAUUUACUUUUGUAAUUUAAUUCAUGAAAUAGAAAUGUUAUUUUUCUGCACAUUACUACAUUCCAUAUUAUUACGAAUCCGCAUACUUAAGACCUAUGUUGCAAACUUAUUUAAUGUUAAGGAAUACACAACGGAAAGUAGUAGAAAAUCAUAUACAACUCAAGAAUCUUCAAAAACAGUAAACUUCGAUAUAAAUUUCUUGCAUAAAAAUUAUGAAUUAUUACAUAAGAUGUCGGAGGAAUUAAAUUCAAGCAUGAGUUUUUCUAUGAUUGUAAUGUUUUCCUCUUCAGGUAUAUCUACAAUAAUGUUAUUAAAACAUCUAUUUCAAAUGUUUCAAAUCAAUGAAAUUACUCCGCAAUUGAACAUCAAUGUAGCAUAUGUAACAAUACGGUGCCUCAGAUUAACGAUACUUAUGAUCAUUCCUUGCUAUUUAUCAAACCAUAUAUAUUCACAAGUAGCUGUAAUUCGGAAGAUUCUUUAUGAUGCUUUGGAUUUCAAAAAGCAAGAUAAAUUGGAGCGUCGGAAAAUAAAAGUUUUUUAUCAACUCACUCACGACCAUGACUUAGCAUACGUUUUAUGGGGUUUGAUAAAACUCGACAUGUCUUUGCCUCUCAAUUACUCUAGUCUCUGCACCACAUAUCUCGUUAUAGUUUUACAGUUCUCUAAAUUUAUUGAUUAA
Molecule: messenger RNA, 1191 nt
Organism: Parnassius mnemosyne (clouded apollo)
Lineage: Eukaryota; Metazoa; Arthropoda; Insecta; Lepidoptera; Papilionidae
Source: the annotation of a GenBank genome assembly